GAGGAUCUUGCAUGAGCACAUAACUUUUGCUUCCUUUUCCAGAGGCCGGUUGCAUUCUAAGCACAAUUGUAUAGCAGGUGAUAGCAGGCUCGCGUUCCCUAAGCGUGUCUCACGAUGUUUCCCCACCGGCGUCACCGGUUGCCCUGGCGGCUGCACUUGAACGCUAGCUAGCCAUGCGCCAUACGUUUAGCUCCCUCGAUAUUAGACUGUUUUCACAGUCAUGUUAGCUCCCUACCUCCAUUUCAGCUCAUUUUCUUCCUGUUGAGGUUGCCCUUGUGUUCAUUGUGCCCGUACAAGAGGCUCGGGUACACUGGGAUAUCAGGUGGUACGCUUGUAUGUUACUCAGCCAUACUUAGUAACCUACUUACUACUUCAGCUAAUGUUAGUGAGUAGAGCUGCAGCAUCGGUAUCUUGUGCUUGUGUGGUUACACGGUGAACAGCAUCGGGUUGUCUGAGUUCAUACUGCUGUCCCCAUCACUCAUUUCACUCAUUUCACUGAGAAUGGGACAUCAUAGUCAUUAUUUUCAUAUCGGUUAUGAUUUAUUUUGAAUUGCCCUUCACCUUUCUACAGCCUACUGGCUCAGGACUCUGCCGCUGGCACAGCAGUCAGGAUCUAAAAAAGUGCCAGCAUUAAAAUUAAUGUUGUUAGCUGUCAACUUUGUGGUGGGAUAGUCUAGACUAAACCAAGGAUGGAUGGUGAGACAGCUGUCAAACAUGGUCUCCUAGCCCCUCUAGGCACUCCAAGCACUAAUCCAGUCAAGCAGAUGGUUGUUGUAGUCCGCAAUCGUGAUCGUGAAUGGUUUCCGCUGCACCCAACCAAGUUCCUGCAGCUAAUGAAAACACUGGCUAUGGUCUAUGUGAUGGCUUACCUCAUCACACAGCGACAUCAGUGGAAGACCAUGAUCAGGGGCAAGAGCAAGUGUGACAAAAUACUUGAAGGGUACACAGUUGGUAGCAGUAAAGAAGGACACCAUGACCAGUUGGACUGUACACCCAGGCACUUUGACAGUCAAGCAGCUAGGGCUUGUUUCCGCAGUUCUAAACUGCUUUUUAUCGGUGAUUCUCGGAUCAGGUUCCUGAAGAACAGAUUUUUAGACUACAUUAACCCGAAUUUUGUACCAGCACCUAAAGUCAAGAAGCGGUCGGCUAAAGUUGACAGUCAUUUGCGCAACCAGAACACAACAACAAUCAUCACGGACGCCACCUUACCUGCACACAUACACGUGGACUUCAUCUGGGGCCCAUUUAUCGGCGAGUCAUGGAUGGCCUUGUUCAGGUACUUGCAAUCGAAUCCAUUGGACAGUGUGGACUUGAUUGUGGCCGGAGCAGCAUUGUGGUCAAUAGGAACUGAUCCAUCAACAGAGGCACUGGAACAGUACAAAGCCAACACGGAAUCGGUGCUUCGCCUGCUGUCAUCACUGGUGCGAGAAUCAGGUACAAGCUUGGUGUGGCUAAAACAAGCAUAUGUCAAUGAAUCAGUGCCAAGAAAAAUGAACCUCACCAACCGUCUUAUCCGAAAAUACAAUGAAGCUGUCGAUAAAAAUUGGCAGCGCUUCAGAACUCCUGGUAUGUUUCUGUUCAGUCGGGGUGAUGUGCCGAUGAUCCCAGAUGGCGUACAUUACACUCAAGAUUCUAAUGACGGGAUCAUCCAGGUCAUCCUGAAUACCCACUGUAACUCGCAACUACCGGUAACUGACAGGAAGACCUGUUGCCAAGGGUCACUUCACUCAAUUACUGCUCCACAGGUUGUGCUACUGGUUAUAUUUGUUUGCAGUAUCAUCGUACCGGUGGCAGGACUCUGGUACAGGCGCCGGCGCUCACGUUCUCUGCUCCAGUCACUGAGCCCGACUUCGGUCCGAGAUGCAGGUCUAAAGCGUACCACUGCAUCACCUGUUGUGAUGGUCUGUCAGUGCAUCACAUUGCUUGGAAUAGUGCUUCUCUACACCUACUUAGCUGACAGGACACCAGUAUUCACUAAAGAGGAGAAACAUUUCAACUGGACAUCAUUUGCUGUUCCAUUGACAAUUUUGGGAAUUCUUGGCUUUGUGACAUACCAACCAGUCAAAGAUGCUUCUGUUCUAAACCGUCAGCAAACCUGUGAAACACGAGGAUGGAUGCAGCUAGUAUUGCUGGUGUAUCAUUACACAGGUGGUAGCAAGGUUCUUGGUCUGUACUAUGUAGUUCGACUGAUUGUAGCAAUGUACAUCUUCCUAAGCGCCUUUGGACAUUACACGUAUAGUUUGAAGCGUGGAGCAAGCAGUUGGUCUCGUGUAGCUGAGGUCCUGUUCCGUCUAAAUCUCUACACCGUUCUACUGUGCUUGACUAUGGAUGUACCGUAUCUUCACUACUAUUUUGUACCACUGAUCUCAGCAUGUUACUUACUAGUACUACUGGUUGCUGCCAUACCUCCAGUUGCAUGGGAUCAGGACAAGUCGCAAUGGAUACAGGUGCUCAAGGCAAUCUGUUUCACUAUCGUCUUCGCCUUGUAUCGGAUACAACCAGAUAUGCUCAACUGGAUAAUAUCCUUCCUUCCGCUCUCCCAACUCUUCCUGGAUGAUGACAACUCCCUACACGAGUGGACAUUUCGUUUCGGACUAGACAUCCUGGCUGUGCCAGCGGGUAUCCUGUGUGCCGUAAUGCUACAUCGAUUCCCACGAAUCAAUGGGUGGAUAUGUUCAAGGAGUAUUGGUAACAACUUGAUGACCACACUUUCAGCCUUGACAUUGGUAGUGUACUGUGGAAUGAUGGCAACAAACUGUACUAGUAAACCAGAGUGUAAUCUUCUACAUACCUACCUAUCACCAAUCAUGCUUGGAGGAUUUGUUCUCUUACGUAACACUUGGGAACCACUACGAAACCAUUACAGCCAGUUCUUCGACUGGGUGGGAAUCUACUCGUUGGAGCUUUUCAUCGCCCAGUAUCACGUCCUGCUGGCUAAUGAUACACGUAGUCUACUUGUCCUGGUCGAGGGUAAUCCAAUUCUCAACAUCUGCAUCGUGACAACCAUCUUUGUACUGGUAUCACACACUGUAGCUGAGUGUACACAAAUGCUGGUCAACGUCAUGAAGGGCCUCGCAACCGAGAGUGAAUAGCUGUGACCAUU
Sycon ciliatum is the source of this 3103-nucleotide messenger RNA. Its product is annotated as N-acetylneuraminate 9-O-acetyltransferase-like. The record is from RefSeq and is a predicted model, not a curated record. Bases 690 to 3092 code for a protein of 800 amino acids. Lineage: Eukaryota; Metazoa; Porifera; Calcarea; Leucosolenida; Sycettidae. The transcript has 19 exons.